Molecule: messenger RNA, 735 nt
Organism: Venturia canescens
Lineage: Eukaryota; Metazoa; Arthropoda; Insecta; Hymenoptera; Ichneumonidae
Product: zinc transporter SLC39A7-like
Exons: 2
Coding region: 132-605 (157 amino acids)
Source: RefSeq, a predicted model, not a curated record
CUAUAAAACUCGUAGCAUCCCUGCUCCAGCGGACAGUUUACAUUCUGCGAAGAAAGACGAUCAACGAUAGUCGCUCGAUUGAUAAAAUUUUGAUUUUCCUUCCAUAUUUGUUUAUACGAAAAGGCAGGAAGAUGGUCAGCAAAUCGACGAUUGUGCUGCUAUUCGGUGCUCUAUCAGUCGCGAUGGCAGCCCCAGGUUUCGGUGGUGGUCAGUACGAAGAGUCCAGACCGGACGGUCACCUCCAUCCCAGUGACAACAGCCAGGGACACCUGCAUCCAGCUGGACAGUCCGGUGGCGUGUACGACGACUCUCACCCGCAAGGACACUUAACACCGGUCGGUCAGAGCCACCACAACCACGGACAUCUGUUAGGAGAAAAUGGACAUGGACAGUAUCACGGCCCGAGCAACCAGAACCAUGGACAUCUGUUAGGAGAAAAUGGACACGGGCAGUAUCACGGUCAUGGUCAGGGCCAGAAUCACGGACACUUAUUGGGAGAAAAUGGACACGGACAGUACCACGCUCAGGGCCAGGAUCAAGCCCAACAGGGUGGACAAUACGUCGAGAAUGUCCACGGUGGUGGUUACCAACAACAUGGCUACUAAAGUUACAUUUUCCAUGCGACUGAGAAUCUAAUUCAUUCCAUCAAUUGUACUCACUAAUUUUCCUCCGACAAUAAUAUGAAAUAAUGUGUUUUUCAAUUUUUUCAAAUACACGAAACUUCUGAAAUUGUAA